CAGACGCCAUUCGGAGCCGGAUAGAGAGGGAGUGAGCUCCUUUCCUUUCCCCACCCUUCCCCCCCCCCCCAAACAACCACCGUCAUGGACAGGCUCCACAAGCUCCUUCUCUUAUUGCUGUUGGCCUUUCCCCUCAGCCUCUUCCAGCAAGGCCCGGGUGCAGGACUCAUAGUUGCUGCAGAUGACCCAACAGAGGAUGAGGAAGGCAUUGAUGAUUCUGUGGUGGAAGAUGAAGAUGAUGAAGCGGAAAUAGAAGAGGAUGAGCCAACAGACGUUAUGGAAGAUGAAAAAGAAGAGGAAGAAGAGGAGGAAGAAGACGACUUGACAUCUGGGGAACCAAAAGCCUCUCCCAAUGCUGACACAACUAUUCUGUUUGUGAAGGGAGAAGGUAGGGAAAACAAUUAUUUCCCAGCUAACAACAUUGUGAAAUUCUUGGUUGGCUUUACCAACAAGGGCAGUGAAGAGUUUGUUGUGGAAUCUUUGGAUGCCUCGUUUCGUUAUCCUCAGGAUUAUCAAUUCUACAUUCAGAAUUUCACAGCAUUACAGCUGAACACGUUGGUGCAGUCCCAGCGUCAAGCUACAUUUGAAUAUUCAUUUAUCCCUGCUGAGCCAAUGGGCGGCCGACCAUUCGGAUUGGUAAUCAAUCUCAACUACAGGGAUGCCAGUAGCAAUAUUUACCGUGAUGCUGUUUUCAACCAGACUGUUACAAUAACUGAACGAGAAGAUGGGCUGGACGGAGAAACAAUCUUCUUGUACAUGUUCCUGACUGGCCUUGGUUUACUUGUUGUGGUUGGUAUCCACCAGCUCCUAGAAUCUAGAAAGAGAAGGCGACCAACUUCGAAAGUAGAGAUGGGUACAUCUAACCACAAUAAUGUAGAUAUGAGUUGGAUUCCUCAAGAAACCUUGAAUCAAAUCAUGCAAAGUAGACGAGACAAAACUUCCCCAAGGAGGUCACCCCGUAAGCGAGCAAAGAGAACUGUGGGAUCGGACGAGUAGUAACCUCAGUUUUUAACCUUCAGUGUUUAAUCCUGUCCAUUUUUGUUCAGCGGUGGGGAUAAUGCAGAGAUGCCAUCUAAACAUAGUAACAAAAAAAAUCAAUGGACUGAGCGGUAGAACCAUUUACAACUACAUUAAUUUUUUUUGAACAAGAGCUUUUCAUCGAGAUGUACUUGGCUGUACAGAGUUGCUGUUUUUUUUCCAUUUCAAUAUAUUUUAAGCUUUUGUUUAAAAAGAAAAAUUGCAGCUGGUCAAUAUUUUGACAACUUAAUGUGAAUGAUUCUAUGAGAAUUGUUUUUGGCUUAUGUAUACUUUUGCAAUGAGUACAAGGAAUUGAAUUCUGACGGGGAGACUUCUGGCCUUUAACAUUCCCUUAAGAUGUCAGAACAGAGGCAAUUUUUAAGAUUUGUUAUUUCCCUGCACACGCUGUUUGAUGUGAACAUGUUGGGAUGUCAUUAUUUUUGGAUUCAAAUCUGAAAUGGUAUUAGCGCAUACAUGGAACUGUUGUAUCAUCCUUUAUUUUAUUCUACUCCUGAAUGCUUCUAGAGUGUAUGCUGUGAAGCCGUGUGUAUAGUUAAUACAGUUCAGGUAAAAGAAGCCAUUGCACGGACUUAAGUUUUUGCUUGGCCGUUAUAAUAUCAUAGAACAGUGAAAAUGUGUGCGUGUUCAUCUGGUAUCUCAGGAAACUAAACAAGAUUGUGAUGCGUGUUUUCUAGAGUCAGACACUAUCCGAAUGAGAAUAAUUUUGUAUGUUUCUGACAUGAACUCAGCAUUUAUGGAUAUUUGGUUUUGAAUGCACUAUAGAUGGUGAAAUCAAAGGUAACUUUCGAAAUGGAUUAUUUUCUUAUUGAACGGAGACCAUUUGACAAAAUGUACUUGGACAGAGUUUCGAAAAUUCGUGUAGGCAUUAAGAUGUUUUCAACUUAAAAGAUUACCUGGAAAGGAAUGGCUGGUUUUAAAAGUGGAUGAGAAGACAUUAAAGUAAACAAACUGGG
This is a messenger RNA of Carcharodon carcharias (great white shark), 1991 nucleotides long. It is a transcript of the gene ssr1, whose product is annotated as signal sequence receptor, alpha. The transcript has 10 exons. Lineage: Eukaryota; Metazoa; Chordata; Chondrichthyes; Lamniformes; Lamnidae. Gene Ontology annotation, cellular component: endoplasmic reticulum membrane; endoplasmic reticulum. Bases 85 to 996 code for a protein of 303 amino acids. The record is from RefSeq and is a predicted model, not a curated record.